This is a messenger RNA of Eleginops maclovinus (Patagonian blennie), 2401 nucleotides long. RefSeq lists its product as uncharacterized. The record is from RefSeq and is a predicted model, not a curated record. The transcript is spliced from 8 exons. NCBI's taxonomy places the organism in Eukaryota, Metazoa, Chordata, Actinopteri, Perciformes, Eleginopidae. The coding region runs from base 135 to 2312 and encodes 725 amino acids.
CCUGGAAAACAGAAUCAGUACAGUACAACAAGAUGUCAAGGAUCAGCUGACGUUAGAAGAGCGGUGUGUUCAAAACCUGUGGGUAAAGUGCAUCAAAUAUCUCCAGAUAAAUCCUUAUCUCCUUCCAGGUGUUUAUGACAAGGACAGUGAUAUAUGAACAGGUAACCUUUGUGUUUCCAAGUGUUCCUCACUGCUGUCUCAGGAUGUUCAAGUUCGUGCUGCUGUUCCUGACGCUGUCGGGCCUCCAGGCUCUUCCACUUGCAGGAAGGUUGCAGAAGACCUCUUCCACCUACCAGCUCCCCAAUGGCUUUCGACAGGGAACCGAAUUCUUUGACAUGCGUGAACCAGUUUCUGACUUCCGACAAGGUACCGAGCCCUCCAGGAGAUUCAUUGUGGACCUGAACACUGGUCUGCUGCAGGAACACCUCAGUGAGAUGGAAAGGAGAGCCACUCUCAUCCGUCCUCUAUUAAAAGGAUUUGAGGAGAUGGAGGGAAGACACCUGCUGACUAAUGAGGUCCCUGAACAUGUUCCAGCCCAGAAGAACGGUGGUGGUGGUUGGGUCCGGGUGGAGCAACCCUCUGCUCCUCAUCUCCCAGAAGGUUUUAGGCAGGGAACCGAGCCCAUGAUGUCAAUCCCAGAGGGUUUCAGACAGGGAACCGAGCCCAUAAUGUCAAUCCCAGAGGGUUUCAGACAGGGAACCGAGCCCAUGAUGUCAAUCCCAGAGGGUUUCAGACAGGGGACCGAGCCCAUGAUGUCAAUCCCAGAGGGUUUCAGACAGGGGACCGAGCCCAUGAUGUCAAUCCCAGAGGGUUUCAGACAGGGAACCGAACCCUUGAUGUCAAUCCCAGUGGGUUUCAGACAGGGAACCAAGCCCAUGAUGUCCAUCCCAGAUGGUUUCAGACAGGGAACCGAACCCAUGAUGUCCAUCCCAGUUGGUUUCAGACAGGGAACCGAACCCAUGAUGUCAAUCCCAGAUGGUUUCAGACAGGGAACCGAGCCCAUGAUGUCAAUCCCAGAUGGUUUCAGACAGGGAACCGAGCCCAUGGUGUCCAUCCCAGAGGGCUUUAGACAGGGAACCGAGCCCAUGAUGUCAAUCCCAGAUGGUUUCAGACAGGGAAUCGAGCCCAUGGUGUCCAUCCCAGAGGGCUUUAGACAGGGAACCGAGCCCAUGAUGUCCAUCCCAGAUGGUUUCAGACAGGGAACCGAACCCAUGAUGUCCAUCCCAGAUGGUUUCAGACAGGGAACCGAACCCAUGAUGUCCAUCCCAGUUGGUUUCAGACAGGGAACCGAACCCAUGAUGUCCAUCCCAGAUGGUUUCAGACAGGGAACCGAGCCCAUGAUGUCCAUCCCAGAGGGCUUUAGACAGGGAACCGAGCCCAUGAUGUCCAUCCCAGAUGGUUUCAGACAGGGAACCGAGCCCAUGAUGUCAAUCCCAGAGGGCUUUAGACAGGGAACCGAGACCAUGAUGUCCAUCCCAGAGGGCUUUAGACAGGAAGCUAAAUCUAUGAUGUCAAUCCCAGAUGGUUUCAGACAGGGAACCGAGCCCAUGAUGUCCAUCCCAGAGGGCUUUAGACAGGGAACCGAGCCCAUGAUGUCCAUCCCAGAGGGCUUUAGACAGGGAACCGAGCCCAUGAUGUCAAUCCCAGAGGGCUUUAGACAGGGAACCGAGACCAUGAUGUCCAUCCCAGAGGGCUUUAGACAGGAAGCUAAAUCUAUGAUGUCAAUCCCAGAUGGUUUCAGACAGGGAACCGAGCCCAUGAUGUCAAUCCCAGAGGGCUUUAGACAGGGAACCGAGCCCAUGAUGUCAAUCCCAGAUGGUUUCAGACAGGGAACCGAACCCAUGAUGUCAAUCCCAGAUGAUUACAGACAGGGAACUGAUCUCUCCACCUCCGAGCUCCAGACAAAGACAGUGGCAUGUAAGGGGGAUAUCAUCAAUGGAAACUGCUAUGAGUUCAAUCCCACACGGCUGACCUUCCAAGAUGCACAGGCCAAAUGCAGAUCUCUCGCCCCAAACGCUGAGCUUGCAUCUGUAACCACCAGCGAUCUGCAUUCACGCCUGGUGUCUCUGGCGACCAACGGGGGCGAGAACAACCCGGUGUUGACGUGGCUAGGAGGCACGGUCAAGAACCAGAAGGCCUCAUGGGUAGACGGGUCGGACUGGAGCUACAGCGACUGGAUGCCGGGACACCCCAACAUCCACACUGAUAAACCAGUCUGCGUGGAGAUGUUCAGGAUAGAUGAGAGCUGGUGGACGGCGGCCGACUGUGACCUGAAGAGAGCGUCCAUCUGCUCAUACCAGAUCACUGCAUGAACACCGCAGAGAAACAACCAUCCUUAACAAUCUGACGGAUGAAUAUGUUUCCAUCGUCUGCAUCCUGUUGAUUAAAACAUGGCAUUUUA